UUUUAUAAGAAAAAUAAAAAAUAAAGUUUCGUAACUGCCAAAGGCAAAAGCCAACUUGCUCCCUUCCCUCUCCCUCGCCCUCUCCCUCUCCCUCUCUAAAGAAGACGAAGCGGUCCCUUCACUCGUUCAGUUCCUGCAGGUGAACAUCAUGUUGCAUGGUUUGAUCCCAAGUUCAGUUGAGGCUGCUCUACCAUUUGCUCCUAAUUACAGCAGACAAGAUCUAUUCUCUGAGUGGGUGCCAGAAAAAGCCUGGAAGGAUGGUUCAAAUCCAUUGAUUGCCGGCAAUUGUUAUGAAAUUCCGGGAUCAUAUGUGGCAAGGAAGCGAAGGAAAAAGCCUGCUAUAAUGUCCUCGGUUGAGCCAGAAACUGAUAAAGCACCAACCAAUGCAGUGAACUGUGAUCCUCCAGUGGUAAAUAAUGAUGGUGUUAGAGCUCGUACUAUCCCAUCUGUUGUUGCUAAAUCAAAGUCAGGAAUGGGAGUUGGUUCCAUAACCGCAAGGAUUAACAUUAGCAACAUUGUAGAGCUCCCCGAUUCUGAGCCAGAGGUGUCAGGUGAUGAUCUCUCAAUAAGAGAACUCUGCACUUCAGUUCUCAGAAGUCAUGGGCUGCUCGCUGGAGAUUGUCCUGUGAGCAACAGUGCUCCCAUUGAAGUUCUGGGAAAUAUUAAGAACAACAAUUUUUUUCAGUCAUGUGAGCUAUGUGGGAAUCUUGAGAAAGCACUUAAUAUGUUACUUUGUGAUCAUUGUGAAGAGGCAUUUCAUCUAUCUUGCUGCAAUCUAAACAUGGAGAUGUUACCCACUGACUUGUGGUUUUGUCCAUCCUGUUCAAAACUGAAUCACAACGUUUCACAAGAGACUUCUUUUCUCAAAACAUGUAGCAUCAGUUGGUGGAAUGAAAAAUCUAAGCUGGGUCCUAUAGCUUCCAUGUUGAAAUACCCUGAGGCACACACAUCUCGUGUGAGGAUCGGUACAUCUUAUCAAGCAACAGUUCCUGAGUGGUCCGAUCAGCUUUCCAUGGAUUCUGAUUGCUUCAGUGAGCCUAUUGAAAUAGAUACAUCGCAGACUGUUUGCUUACACGAAUGCCCUCAAGACAGGUCUUCAAAUGCCAAGCCUAUGAGUAAUUGGCUCCAAUGCCGAGAAGUUCUACACGAUGAUGCAAGAGGUAUUGAGGGAACCAUAUGUGGGAAGUGGCGCAGGGCGCCAUUUUCUGAAGUCCAAACUGACUCCUGGGAUUGUUCUUGCUCUGUUCUUUGGGACCCGUCCCAUUCAGACUGCACUGCUCCUCAGGAGCUGGAAACCGAUGAAGUUUUGCGACAGCUGAAGUAUGUAGAACAGCUGAGACUUCGACUUGUUGCUAAAAAGAGAAGAAUUCCAUGAUUAGAAAAUUGUGGUGAUACCCCGUCCUGUGUAAGUGUUCACAUUCCCAUAGUUUAUUGAGACACGAUCAUCCAGACCUUCAGCAACGUGGCUUACAGAACCAAAGUUCCCUUUUGAUUUCUUCAUAGGAAUGUUAAAAACACACACAAAAAGAAUCAUUGUGCAGCCUCGAAAAGAAAGUCUCACUAAUCUGCAGCUUAUACCUCUGAUCUGUCAAGUGCAAUAAAUGUUGCAACUACAGACAUACAAUUCUUUUGAUUAUUUUCCAUAUACCGUCGCUCCCACACCUGCAUCGGACAGUCUGAAAUAUGAAACCCUCUUGAGUGAUCCCUCCCAGAAAAUGGUGCCAUCCCUCCUUUUACACAGGCUGCAGGCACUGUAGUCUUACCCAUAGUGGUAUAGUUCGUUUGAGUUUCAGUCACUAGCUCGUUCUAGAGUUACUGUUUGGAAAGAGAAGAACAAAAUAUUGUAAGAGUGAAAGUUGUCUUCAAUUAUUAUUUGUAAGGUUCCAUAUCGCAAAUUAACAUUAUCAAUCAACAUGGUUGUCUAAGAAUGUUAUGGCAUGCAUCACUUGCAAAUUAUCCCAGUGGUUAUCGAUAGUUUCCUUCAACGAA
Populus nigra (black poplar) is the source of this 1989-nucleotide messenger RNA. RefSeq lists its product as uncharacterized. Lineage: Eukaryota; Viridiplantae; Streptophyta; Magnoliopsida; Malpighiales; Salicaceae. The coding region runs from base 149 to 1375 and encodes 408 amino acids. Gene Ontology annotation, molecular function: zinc ion binding. The transcript has 7 exons. The record is from RefSeq and is a predicted model, not a curated record.